Sapajus apella (tufted capuchin) is the source of this 373-nucleotide messenger RNA. RefSeq names its product 40S ribosomal protein S18-like. The transcript has a single exon. The coding region runs from base 67 to 318 and encodes 83 amino acids. Lineage: Eukaryota; Metazoa; Chordata; Mammalia; Primates; Cebidae. The record is from RefSeq and is a predicted model, not a curated record. Gene Ontology annotation, molecular function: RNA binding; structural constituent of ribosome. Gene Ontology annotation, biological process: translation. Gene Ontology annotation, cellular component: ribosome; cytosol; small ribosomal subunit.
GACAUUGACCUCACCAAGAGAGCAGGAGAACUCACUGAGGGUGAGGUGGAAAGUGUGAUCACCAUUAUGCAGAAUCCACGCCAAGAUAAGAUCCCAGACUGGUUCUUGAACAGAGAGAAGGAUGGAAAGGAUGGAAAAUACAGCCAGGUCCUAGCCAAUGGUCUGGACAACAAGCUCCGUGAAGACCAUGGGCGACUGAAGAAGAUUCGGGCCCAUAGAGGGCUUCACCACUUCUGGGGUCCAAUUUGUGUCCGAGGCCAGCACACCAAGACCACUGGCCACCGUGGCCGCACCGUGGGUGUACCCAAGAAGAAAUAAGUCUGUAGGCCUUGGCUGUUAAUAAAUAGUUUAUAUACCGAAAAAAAAAAAAAAA